UGAAAUUUAAAGUUAAUUUUUUGGUCAUAAAUAAACUUAACCUAAGCAAAGAAAAUUAAGAGAAAAUGAGUUUUCUCAAGUUCGUGCCUAAAAGGUAUUUAAGUAACGAUGCUAUCAAACCUAUGCUUACAAAUAGGAAUCCAAGAAAUUUGGAGCGUAUGAGAAUAGGUUACAAACCAGAUGGUUACCAUUUAGAAAACGAUGUUAGAAAUUAUUGGCACAAAUUAAAUUUGGAUGUCUCAGCUAGAUAUGUUAGUGCUUCAGUGCACCAUUUCAAAAAUGGGGAAGUGUUGAGUGCCAGCACAAAAGAAUGGGCCAUCAAAAAACAACUGUAUAGGAAUAACGAUGCUGCUGCCUUCAAGAACUUAGGCAGAGUUUUAGCACAAAGGUGUAUGGAGACUGGAUUAACUGAAUUGCAUUCAGAUAUUGAAACAAAAAAUCCUGAUGGAAAAGUAGCCUUAUUUCUGAAUGCACUCCAAGAGAGUGGAAUUACAUUGAAAGAGCCAAUACAGUACAAAAAACCAAGGGCAUGGGAUCAGGAAAGGCCAGAGAAAUCAUGGGAAAUUCAAUAAAUAAAGCAACUAAAGUUGUAUAGUUGUUUCUUUUUAAUUUAUAAAUAAAAAUUCUUGUCUACA
Nicrophorus vespilloides is the source of this 635-nucleotide messenger RNA. RefSeq names its product 39S ribosomal protein L18, mitochondrial (gene mRpL18). Lineage: Eukaryota; Metazoa; Arthropoda; Insecta; Coleoptera; Silphidae. Gene Ontology annotation, cellular component: mitochondrion; ribosome. Gene Ontology annotation, molecular function: 5S rRNA binding; structural constituent of ribosome. Gene Ontology annotation, biological process: translation. The coding region runs from base 66 to 572 and encodes 168 amino acids. The transcript is spliced from 2 exons. The record is from RefSeq and is a predicted model, not a curated record.